ACAAAAUAGGUUUAUAUCGGCUAUAUAAACCAUUGUGCCCUCAGUUCACGUUGGCUUCUCUGAAGUCCACACCGUGUGUUUCGAGCGAGCGCACGUUGGUUAAUGCUAGAAAUUAACACAAAACAUGUCUAACGCAAGUUCCACCAGGAAGGUGUACAUGUCAGUGGUAGAAGAUGUCAUCAGUAAUGUGCGGGAGGCGUUCCUAGAUGAGGUGGUGGAUGAACAAGUCCUCCAAGAGCUCAAACAGCUGUGGGAGUCGAAGCUGAACAGUUCCCGGGCCCUAGAGACUGCUGAACCUGAGCCACCUGCACCAACUCAGGGCGGAAAUCUCCCAUUCUCCCUCAUUCAACAGCAGAACGCCCAGACCGCGGGGAAAGGUGGGGGCAAAUACGUUCAAAUGGCAACUCUUCAGCAACAUAUUCCUUUACAAUUAACAAGUGAUGGACAGAUUACCUCUGCAGCCAGUAUGGCGUUCUCUGCCCAGGGUGGUAUGUUCCAAAGUCAUCAGAUCCAGGCCCUGGUGGGCAUGAGUCCAGGGACACAGUUGGCCUUCCAGCAGACAGCUACUGGCCAGUACGUUCUGGUCUCCCCGGGUGUGACCCAGGGUCAAUUGGUCGGCAUCCCCCAUCAGGCUAUCAUACAGGCCCAGCCCGGUCAGGUGUCACAGAUACAGCAAAUUCAGGGUCAGACGUUACCCCAGUUUGAUGGCGCCCAUGACCCUGACCACUGUAUCUCCUCACAACACAGAGAUAUCCACUCCAACACAGAAUCUUCACCUUCUAUAUCAUCAGCGUACAUUUUGGGUGCGAGUGGAGGUGAUAAUGAACUUGUAGAUAUUGAAAUAGAAGUCUCCCCAAAGCUUGGACAGAGACUGUGUAGGGAUUUGAACCGACAGAAGGUUGGCGGUCGUAUUCCUCAACUAGAUGGGAAGCACGAUACAAGUUCAUCAGAGGGAGACUUCGAUGAUGAUGAUGAUAACAAUGAUGAUGACGAUGAUAAGGAAGAAGCGGAAGAUGAAGGGGAAGAAGAGGAGCCCUUGAACUCUGAAGAUGACCUCAGUGAGGAGGACCCCUCGGAGCUGUUUGACACGGACAACGUAGUCGUAUGUCAGUUUGAGAAGAUCAGUAGAAACAAAGGCAAAUGGAAGUUCAAUCUAAAGGAUGGGAUCAUGAAUCUUGAAGGGAAGGACCACGUGUUCCAAAAAGGGACUGGAGAAGCCGACUGGUAACCUCGUGUCUUUAAAUGGGAAACCAGUCGGAUUGAUGUGUCGAGAAUUUGUGUCGUGUUUGUGAAAAUUGGGCAAAAUGCAUGUGCGUAAAGUUUCGUCCCAGAUUAGCCUGUGCAGUCUGCACAGGCUAAUCAGGGACAACACUUUCCGCUUUAAUGGUAUUUUUCGUUUAAAGGUAAUCCCUUUGUACCGAAAAUCUAGUUCAACGGAAAAGUGUCGUCCCUGAUUAGCCUAGGACGACACUUUACGCACAUGCAUUAUGCCCAUUUUUCUCAGAACAAGACACAUUUAAAAAACAUGACAUUUGUAACAAAGUGAAUACAGUGGAAGGAUCCUGUGUAUGAAACAAUGGCAGUCUGAACAAUGUGCAUAAUACACAGGAGUCCUGUUAUUCAUGUAAUUCGUUGAAAACUAUACAGUGCUAGUCUAUUUUUUGUUGAAAGUGAGUGAACUAAAAAUACUGGUACAAUGUUUUUAGGUGUUGAAGGCUGGAAAGUCUGGUAUUUUUGUGGUAGGAACUACCAUAGCAUUUAUUAUUCCACAUAAGGGUUGUGUGUUAUGAUUAUUUACCUCUUACUAAAUAAGAGGCACAUUACUGCAUUUAUUUUUUGUAUUAUAUUGUUACAAAAAUGCUGUUCAUGGCAUUUGUUGGACCUUAAUAUUUGCAAUGUUUUUGGUUGGGAUUUUCAACAUACAACACAUAAAAGCAGUUUUUGAAGGGGUGUGCCAUUAAAGGGAGGCAAAGCAGACAACAGAAUUGAUACAAUCUGAUAAGUAACCAGAUAUUGCAAGAUAUGAUAUGAUAUUGCAAGAUAAGAUAUUGCAAGAUAUGAUAUGGUGGGCCUGGCUAGCUCAGUUCGUAAAGCACAGGAGUUAAUCUAGGGCUUUGUAUCACAUACGUACUUAAGUAAGUAUUCUGACUAAACUUUGUUUUUGUUUUUCUCAAUCCUGGAGUGUUUUUUAAUCAUCAUGCUAUAUUUGUUUUAAGAUUGAUUCAACCCCUGAAUAAGUGCAUAUUUGUAUUGCAAAAUUUUGAGAUUAUUUUGUGAGCUGGCCAAUAUUCUUAAUACUAAGCUGAGUGAAAAGACAAAUCUUCACCAAACAAUCUAAGACUUACGUCUCUAUUAAAGAAUAUUCUUUAAAUUGGAAUAAUCGAGAAUCGUUUUAAUUUAAAGUGCAAAUGGGCAUAAACUGCCUUUGACUACAUCAUUCUUCAUAUAGAACAUUAUGUGAAGGAAGACUGUAUAUGUUGUCUUUGUUUUUUUGUCUUUCGUUAUUCUUAUGUCUAAGAAUGGGUUGGAGAAGAUGGGCCCUGAUGUUAUGCUUGUUUACAUUUUCACUUUGCUUCCAUUCACACAUAAAGCUUUAUAAUCAUGAUAUAUAAAGGACAUUUUCUUUUUGAGCAGACAUUUUUUCUCUGGAUAAACAAGUUUUUCUGCAGCUUAUAUAUGUUUUUGUUUGUGGAACAGUGAUUAACUUGUGGGAACAUGUAGUUUCUAUCAGCCGUGCUCUGUGAAAAAGGGGUUUAAUGCAUGUGCGUAAAGUGUCAUCCCAGAUUAGCCUGUGCAGUCCGCACAGGCUUAUCAGGGACGACACUUUCUGCCGAAACUAGAUUUUUGCUAAGAAGAGUCCUUCUUUAAAUGGAAAAUAUCAUAUAAGUGGAAAGUGUCGUCCCGGAUUAGCCUGUUCGGACUGCACAGGCUAAUCAGGGAUGACACUUUACACACAUGCAUUAAACCCCUUUUUCACAGAACAAGACUCCCAUGAUGAGUUGCAUCUCAUGUAAUGUGCAAAUUUUCCUAAUUUGUCACUUCUCAUUUUAACAAUAGUCUUGUUAUGUCAAAACAUUGUUUGAGUGUGCUUGUUGUUUCUUAUGUUAUUCAAAAAAUAUCUCAGACUGUUCAUAUAUUAAUGCGCUUAAUAUUUUUAUAUGCACUUUAAAAUGGUGCAUUUUAUGGGAACACCUGUUAGGCUGGUAGGCAUCGUUGAGGAGUCCUUAACAUGAACAGUCAUGAACUCAAACUGUUAAAAAUCAUUUAACAUGGUGAUAAUGUUUGUGGGAAUUCAAGCACUUUUGAAUUAUGGCCUUUGAAUAAAAAAAAUAUGACCAAAUUAACCACUCUUAAGUUUUAGAGUUUUAAGAUGAUCUUGAAACUGGGCAUUACAUCUAAGUAGUGGUAAGAAAGAUAAACUGUCAGAUAACAUAAAUAGAUUAUUGCUUAAAUAAAAAACAAAAUGAAAUUAACAAUUGCCUAGUCUAUAACUCAAACAGAUUCAAACGGAUCAUCACGAAACUUAGUGAUAAUGUUUGUGGGCAUGAUUAUAUCUUGGCAAAGCUUGAUAACCAGCCAGAUAGUAUGAAGCACCUCUGAAUUAUUGUCCUAGAAUUUAAAAGAGCCAAAUUAACACUUGCCGCCCUUUUACUCGACUAGUUUUAUUUGUCGCAUGACAUGUUGCCACAACGUUAGUGGGCAAAAAUCUCUACUAUGACCAGCCUUUUAGCCCUUAGUACUUCUGGAGUAUGGCACUUGAAAUCAGAAAUGUGCAAAAUUAAUGUUUUCUGCUCUCUCACUACCAUGUAGUUUUUAUGCUCCCCCCAAAAAAAAUUUGGGGGGAGCAUAUAGUCGCCGCUUCGUCUGUCCGUGUGUGUGUCCGUCCUUACACAAUUUUUGUCCGGGCUAUUUCUCAGCAAUUAAUGACCGGAAUUCAAUUAAACUUUAUGGGAAGCUUCACUACCAAGAGGAGAUGUGCAUAUCAGCCGGUUCUGGUCGGAUGAUUUUUCACAGAGUAAUGGCCCUUUGAAAUUUUCUAUAAACUGUACAUAUAGUGCAAUUCUUGUCCCCCCAACUACUGACUGGAAUUCAAUGAAGCUUUAUGGGAAGCUUAACUACCUUGAGGAGAUGCCCAUGUUUUUUGUGGGUUCUGGUGAGAUGAUUUAUUUAGAGAGUAAUGGCCCUUUGAAAUUUUUAAGUUGCUAAACCAACCAUCGUAUUAUUUUGUCCAAAGUUAUGCCCCUCAAGACGUUUCCUUCUAUCUGAAUAUAAUUAUAGUGCAAUAUUGUGACAAAAAAACCUUUGGGGAGCAUCACCCGUCUCCGACGGUUUCUUGUUUUCAUAUAUUUAUCAAACUUUAUCCAUGUCACUCACCACUUUGUUACAUGUUGGAAUUCUUAUUCUUCUUUUUUAAAUUUAUAAUCUAUGCAGUAUUUUAUUUAAUUGUAAAAGCAUUUUUAGUAAGGAUGUAAAAGAGGAUAUUUUUUAACUUUGAAUGUUCCUUUUUUUAGCUCCACUUUUGGCCAGCGGGGCUUAUGUCAUGGUCCUGUGUCCAUCGUGUGUGCGUCCGUGCGUUAACUUUUUCUUUAAACAUCUUCUUCUCCUAAACUACUGGUCCAAUUCUGAUGAAAUUUCUCAGGAAUGUUCAUGUGGUGAACCUCUUUCAAAUUUGAAAAUCUGCUUAUAUAAGGCCUAUUUUGUGAAAACUUUAAAAAUCUUUUAUGUCCAUAACCAUUGGGCCUAGGGCUACUUAAUUUGGUAUGUAAUGACAUCUUAUAGUCCUCUACCAAGUUUGUUCAAAUUAUGCCCCUGGGGUCAAAUUUGACCCUGCCCUGGGGGGUCAAAAAAUCGAAAAUUUGCUUAUAUAAGGCCCUUCUUGUCCAUAACCAUCGGGCCUAUUUCUACCAAAUUCAGUAGGUAGUGACAUAUAAUAGUUCUCUACUUAGUUUGUUCAAAUUAUGCCCCUGGGAACAAAUUUGACCUUGCCCCAGGGGUCACAAAAAUGAACAUAUGCUUAAAUAAGGCCUAUUGUGUGCAAACUUUAAAAAUCUUUUUCUUAAUUAUAGAGCCUAGGGCUACUAAAUUUGGUAUGUAGUGAUAUCUAAUAGUCCUCUACCAAAUUUUUUCAAAUUAUUCCCCUGGGCUCAAAUUUGACCCCGGGGUCACAAAACUGAACAUAUGACGUUUACCAGUGGAGAUUACUGCGGCCGUUUGGCUGUGACCAACAACAACAUCAACAUCUUGUAAACAUGAGAUAAAACCCUGUAUUCAGUGCCAUUUUAGGUCAGAUGGUGACUGCUUACAAAGGCAUUAAAGUAAGAACUAUGAAUUUUUUUCUUACUAACUGAAAAAAGUCAGGUUUUAUUUAAAUAUGUCGAAAGUGACCAUAUAUCCGGAUGAAAAUAUUUUGGAUGACAUGUUAAUUUCAUGUCUUUUUUGUAGUGUUUAAACCAGUUUAAUAAUAUAUUAUUGAUUUUAAAAACACAACUUUCAUGAACAUAAUUAUUUCAAGAAAAGUCAAUAUAUGAUACUUCACGGUAAACUCAAACUUUGUAUCCAAGAGGUGUUGAAAUUAAUGAAGUGCAAUGUUCUUAACUAUCGUAAAUGCUGCUUUUUAAUAACUAAUGAUUCAUUGUUCCAUUUGUUAAUUGUGAAUCAUGAAUUGUGGAUAUGAUUGUCAAUUGCUCAACAAUCCAUAAUAUAUAUUUCUGACCAUUUUAUAAUUUUCUUUAUAUAAGUUAUGAAUUGAUCUUAGAAGUCAAAUGUAUUACUUAAUUAAAUACAUAUAUAAAUAUAAAGAAAUAAUCUUUAGAUUAUCAUAAUAUUCUCAGGCCUGUUGGUAUUAGGGAUGUGUGGACUGAUGAGCAAUUUCUCCUUUUAUCACAAUUAUUUCUACCCUACCUGAUAAUUUCCUUCAUAUUCCAUUUUAAUUUAAUUGACGUCUGCAACCUCUUUCAAAUCUGGAAAGUCCAAAAUGUGUCGUUUGGUAAAGGGUUAAUGCAUUUUGAUUCCUAUGGGUCUUGUGAAUCUGUUUCAAAUCGAAUGCGUAGAUUUGAUCUUCAGCAUAAAAAAAUAUGUGAAAUGGAAAGAACGACAAUAUCUUUUGGAGAGAUAAAUGUACCUACGUUAUAAGCAAAGGACCUGUGCAACAAUUCCCAGGCUUUUAAGUCUGUUUAGUUAACAAGGUAGUAACUUUUUCCAUAUAUAAAAAUACUCACCCUUCCAACUUUAAACCCCUAGUGGGACGAGGGAUAGAAAGAGAAAGUCACAUGCUUGAGUACAUUUCAACCCAUGUGCAUUGCACGUUUUUUUCGCAAAGAAAAAACUGUGGAGUAAUACAGGGCCAUCAUGGCCCUCUUGUCAAUGUAUACAUUUUGAUAAAAAUAUAAUUGUGUGGAAUUGAUAAUCUCCAGUUACAUAUCUAUAGGGUAUUACUUACUUUCAGAUGUCUUCUACUUUUGUAAACUUGCUCAAAAUUAAUGUAGUUGAAAAGGUAAUACACAUAUAUUUAAUAUUUCCUUGAUUAAAGGUAUGUUUGGUUGUAGAUGUAGAUAUAAAAUAACUUUAAAUGUUUUUUAUGCCCUCGGAUCGAAUGAUUGGGAGUAUAUUGUUUUUGGCCUGUCUGUCCCAAAACUUUAACCUUGGUCAUAACUUUUGCAAUAUUGAAGAUGGCAACUUGAUAUUUGGCAUGCAUUUGUAUGGCAUGGAGCUGCACAUUUUGAGUGGUGAAAGGUCAAGGUCAUCCUUCAAGGUCAAAUGUCAAACAUAUAGCUUCAAAGCGGCGCAAAAGGGGACAAAAAGGGGACAUAGUGUUUCUGACAAUCACAUAUCUUGUUUAGUUUGUAUUAUACCACUGACCGAUAACACAAAUAAACAUUUUCUGUGAUAUCAGGUCACUGACUGAUAAUAAACUGGUAGCCCUUCCCACAUUUGAGAUUAUCAUUCUGCUUUGCAAUGUUAAGUCAUGCCUGCUUGGAACUUAUUUAGGUAGGAAUGUUGUUAAAAUGUGUUUUUUUAUUGUUCUGUGUGGAGAGAUUAAAAAAGUGUUCAUCAAUGAGGGAUGAUUUCAAAAGUUUUUCUAUGGAAACAAGCAAAUAGUACAGCAAUUAGCAUGUAUGAAAAGAUAGUCAAAAGAAUCUAAACACAUCAAAAGGCAUAAAUACAAUGUUCACAUAUUGCCAAUUUACUGUAAACAACAACAUUGCAUGUUUAAAUCUAUUAAUUGAAAGUCUUACCUUUACAUCCAUGGCCCAUAAGAUUGCAUGGUUUUCAAUUGUCUAUCCUUUUGAGAUGGUAUUUUUGUUGUGAUUCCAAUAGCGUAAACAUCUUAUUGUACAAUACAAUUGUGUUGAUGAUGCUUUUUGCAGCCAUUAAAUUCCCUUUUAUUUGAACUGACCAUAGACAUCUAGGAUAGCUUAGGAAUAAGUCUUACAGCUAAUCCAUUUCAUCUUUGCUAGACAUAGACAUUAUUCUUUUCGUAAUUGCUUCAAUUUUUUUUAACAUGUAUCCCUUGAGUUAAAUCACAACUGAGACUAUAAUAAAAUGCACCCAGCUUAAUAUUCCAAAAUUUCUAAUGAGUAAAGGGCAGUAAUUCAACAUAUACUAUCACAUUAUUUUAUGGUUCAAAAAGUUGAUGACUUACUUGUUGAGAGGUCACCUGGUUGUGACAAUUUAAAAUCCACUUGACUGUGCAUGACAUGUUCUGUAGUCGGCUAUUUUCUUAUGUUAAAAGAUGAAAUGAGGUAAUCUUAUUUUUAUUAUGCCUUAACUCCCUACACAUUACACUUUCUAGUUUCUAUGUUCUAUGUUUUGAUAAAAUAUUUGUCAAAAUGUUAUUAUUCAUUUGAACAAGGACUUUUAUGUAUGUUUAAUGAUUAGUACACAUCGAUCGAUGCAGACCUAAUCAGGUCGUCACAUUUGAAUUUCAAGCAGUGGUGUAAAUUGCUAAAUGUUUGCAAGAUUUUUAUUAAACAUAUAUUUUUUAAAUAUAUCUAAAAGAAAGUGGUAUAAUAAUUGUUUAACCAUGUUUAGGGACUUUUGAUAUAAUGUGAUAUCAUACUUUCAUGAUAUGGCGUGUGGAAAGCUGGACAAGCUAUGCCUUUCCCUAGGCUGCAGAGGCUCGUCUCAUAUCACAUGAUUUCAUUAGUCAAUACCUUAUAUUCUGUAUAUACAAGAAAGCAGAGAAAAGUCCAAAGGUUGUAGAGCUGUCUACAUAGCUUCUUAAAAAAAUACUGUUAUAAAAUCACGAAAUUCUGGAGUAGGUUUGUAGAUAGACAACAAGAGGCUUUGAUAAAUUGAUAAUUACUUCUUUAAUAACUCAUGUUACAGAAAUAGAGACUUUGAUAUAUGGAUAAUUUCUUCUUUAAUUACUCAUGUUACAGAUGAUUAAAUUGUAUAGUAAUCAGUUGUUUCGAAUAACGAAGAUGAACUGAAAAAUUUGCAGAUUAUUAAUUUUUGCUAAUCGUAAGAGUAUUGGUAUUUUAAAUGUUUUGAACUUUCAUAUGGAACACUGUUGUGAACUUUUUGCUGAUUAUUUGCAAUUGCAGGAACAAUAAAAUGUUAAUCUUUUUAAAUCCCUUUGCCGUUGUGAUCAGUUUGACUGUUGCCAUUUGUUUUGAUAUCUCCACUAAAUUUGUUAUUGUUUGUAUAGUCAUGUGGUAUGUCACAAUAGUUUGUUGGCACUGAAUAUGUAGUUUAUAAAUUUAAUUUAAUGUAAAUUCUUAACCGAAUGGUUGUCAGUGAUUUCAUAUGCUAAAACCAUUUCUUGUUUAGAAAUAUUAAAUACACAUAUUUGAAAAUGCUGCCAAACUUAGAAAAAUCAUAAUUGAACAUUUAUUUGUAAUAUAUGUUGGUUUAUUAUCAUUAUUUCAAUUAAAUAAAACAUCAGCCUGUUAGAUAAGUUAUGUUAAUAUAGCAGUAUGUUUUGUUCUUAUUAUGGUUCAUGAAUGACCUUAGAAAAUCAUGAAGUUUAUAUUAACAUGUUGUCUUCAGAGUUUUGUAUUAUGGUCAUCAUUUCAAAAGUUACUUAUUUUGUUAAACUGUUGAUACAAUAAAGCAACUUCAACACCAA
Messenger RNA from Dreissena polymorpha, 9070 nucleotides. RefSeq names its product transcription initiation factor IIA subunit 1-like. The transcript has 9 exons. Bases 125 to 1228 code for a protein of 367 amino acids. NCBI's taxonomy places the organism in Eukaryota, Metazoa, Mollusca, Bivalvia, Myida, Dreissenidae. Gene Ontology annotation, biological process: transcription by RNA polymerase II; transcription initiation at RNA polymerase II promoter. The record is from RefSeq and is a predicted model, not a curated record. Gene Ontology annotation, cellular component: transcription factor TFIIA complex.